AUGUUGUCUAACAGGUUUCCUUAUAUUGUAGUGAAUAACAAAAAUUAUCAGAAGAUAUGUAAAAUUCACACAACUACAUUUAGCAACACAGCUUUUAAAGCUGGAGAUAAAAUAAGAAUACAGAAAACUUUAACACAGAAAGACUUAGAUGCUUUCUCCAAUCUCACAAGUGACCAUAACCAUUUACAUCAGAACAACGGUAACAAGAGGCCAAUAGUUCACGGUGCUCUUCUAAAUGGUUUGGUAGCAGGGUUGAUUGGUACCCACUUGCCUGGACCAGGGACUGUAGUUGUUUCACAAACUAUGAAAUUCCCCAACAAGUGUUUUGUUGGUGAGAAGCUGACUAUUAGUGUUGAACUUGUUGAUGUGCGGAAAAUUCUCAAAGUGAAGUUUUAUUGCAUUGUGGAGGAAGAAAAAAAGGUUGUGUUUGAGGGUGAGGCUAAAUUGAUGUUAGCCAAAGACUAUUAG
Messenger RNA from Arctia plantaginis, 468 nucleotides. NCBI's taxonomy places the organism in Eukaryota, Metazoa, Arthropoda, Insecta, Lepidoptera, Erebidae. The record is from the annotation of a GenBank genome assembly.